AUGCAGUAUUCAAUAUCCCAAGUAACUACCCGGCAACUACUGGCUUCCAUGCGCCUCCUUCCUACUGAUUCCGCUACAGCUGCCAUCUUCUCUGCUUCCAUUGCUACUGAUACUUCUGACGCAUCUCAUACCCCAAAUGAUUCCAAUGCCUUCACCAUCCAAGAAAUGCAGAUCCAGCUAAACAACGAUUUCAUCAAUACGACCAACGAUGAUACGGACGAUGACUCAUGGAUUUAUAACAGCAUCAACGCAGUGACUGCAACUAUGGAUGCUGAUGCUUCAUAUUAUUCUUCCACUUUCCGUGUUCAAGCCCCCGCGUCGUGUCUAGACUGA
This is a messenger RNA of Halteromyces radiatus, 333 nucleotides long. RefSeq lists its product as uncharacterized. Bases 1 to 333 code for a protein of 110 amino acids. The record is from RefSeq and is a predicted model, not a curated record. The transcript has a single exon. NCBI's taxonomy places the organism in Eukaryota, Fungi, Mucoromycota, Mucoromycetes, Mucorales, Cunninghamellaceae.